Molecule: messenger RNA, 1416 nt
Organism: Dermatophagoides pteronyssinus (European house dust mite)
Lineage: Eukaryota; Metazoa; Arthropoda; Arachnida; Sarcoptiformes; Pyroglyphidae
Cellular component (GO): kinetochore; Ndc80 complex
Source: RefSeq, a predicted model, not a curated record
CAUUCUCCAGAAAAUUGACCGUUUGAAAAAGCUUUCAACAUUUUUUUUGCCAAGUUUUAUUUUUCGAAACACUUUCUUGCUUUUACCGAUAAAAAUGGCUGAAAAAAUCACUGAUGAAACAAUAAUCGAUUUUUAUAAAUCAAACAAUAUUCAUACGAUUCGAAAAGAAGAUCUACAACGACCAAGUAAAGAAUUUGUUCUGCAACUUUAUACUCGAAUAUUGGAAAAAUUGGAUGUUUUCAAUAUCAAUCAACCGGAUAUUGUUGCUUGUACCAAUGGUUUAAUUGAUCAUAUGGAGAAAACAUAUUUGAUCAUCAAUGUUUUUACCGUUAUUAGUCGUUUUGUUUCGAAUGUUGGCCUGAAUGAUAUCAAAAUCAUUGAUAUUAUUGAACCGAAACGUAAUCGUACGAUUCGUAUUCUACAGGCAUUGGCUAAAUAUUAUGUUCGAUAUAAUACUUUAAAGGCUGAUUGGUUUAAAAAUGCAAACGAAUUUUCCGAUCUUCCUUAUGAACGAAAAGAAUUGCAAAAACGUAAAGUAGAACUGAAACAUUCGAUUGAAGAAAAAUCAAUGUUAUUAUCAUCGUUGAAAAAUAAAUCGGUUAGUAUUGAAAAAGAAAUGAAAACAUUGGAAGAAACAUUUGCUGCUCGAAAACAUGAUGCAGAAAAAGAGGAAAAAACGGCAGCCGAAAUAAAAGCUGAAAUAUUUGCCUUGAAAGGAAAAUCAUGUGAAAUCAAAUUGGAAUCGAGCGAAAUUAUUGAAUCAAAUAAAAAAUUGACGGAAAAUAUUAUCAAAUCACCAAAUAAAAUAAUAUCAGCAGUGAAUGAAUCAGAAAUCAAAUUGAAAAUAAUAAAAGAUGAAUUUCAACUACUGAAAUCACAGUUGAAUGAAUCACAAACGAAAAGAAAUUCAUAUUGCAUCGCAGAAACAUUUGUUAAGGCCAUUAAAGAAUUGAAAGAGUUGAUUGAAUUACAGGCCAAAAAUGAUGAAAAAUGUAAAGAAUUGGAAAAUAUUAUUAAAAAUACUGAUGCUUUAGCAGAAGAAAUUGCACAGAUCGAAAUAAAAAAGAAAAAAACCGAAGAAGGUAUUCGUUCAGUGAAAAAACAUAUCAGCAAAGAAAAUGUGGAAUUUAACCGUAAAAAAACUAUUCAUCUUGAAUUGUUGGAUGGAAUGUGCGAAAAAUACAAAACCAAUCAACAACAAAUUUCAGAAAUGAAAAGCUCCACCGACAUCAAAUCGAUUCGCAUUCAACAGCUUGAAAAGGAAUUGAAAGAACUUUGCCAAGGUGAACAACAACUUCGUCAACGACAUCUCAAUGAACAUCGAAUCAAUAUUGAGAAAAUUUUUCAAACUAUCCAAAAUUUUGAAAAAAUUCAACAAAACAAAAAACUUCAAAAAUAAACCAUAAAACAAUCGAA